Cuscuta europaea is the source of this 1396-nucleotide messenger RNA. Lineage: Eukaryota; Viridiplantae; Streptophyta; Magnoliopsida; Solanales; Convolvulaceae. The record is from the annotation of a GenBank genome assembly.
GAGAUUCCACACUCUCUUUACUGAUAUUUUUAAUGAUCAUCUGGCUACUUUCAUCUUCACCAUUUUUCUCCGCACCAAUCGAUCACAACUACCAAAUCCCUUGGGAGCUGGAAGCGGCUGAUCCUUAAAAUGGCUCAUGUGAAUGUGGUAAUGACGGGCUCCACAGUGUGUCUAUUGCUCACCUUAUAUUUCACAAUAAAGCUUGUGUCGCAACAUCUCUCAUCAUGGAAGAAGCCGAAGGAGCAACAAGCGAUACUUAUUAUCAUCUUAAUGGCUCCCCUGUAUGCUGUUGUUUCCUAUAUUGGUUUAGUUGAUUUCCUUGGGAGCAAUGCCUUUUUCACCUCUUUGGAGUCUGUCAAGGAAUGCUAUGAAGCCCUUGUUAUGGCCAAGUUUUUAGGUUUGAUGUACACAUACCUAAAUAUAUCCAUAAGCAAAAACAUAGUGCCAGACGGGAUUAAAGGAAGAGAGAUUCACCACUCAUUUCCUAUGACUCUGUUUCAGCCUCACACUGCCCAUUUAAAUCAUCACACUUUGAAGCUUCUCAAAGACUGGACAUGGCAGUUUGUUCUGAUCCGCCCGGUGUGCUCUGUGUUGAUGAUUGCUCUACAACUUCUUGGCAUGUAUCCCACUUGGAUUAGCUGGAUUUUCACCAUUAUCUUGAAUAUUUCAGUUUCACUGGCUUUGUACUCGCUUGUCGUUUUUUACCACGUGUUUGCUAAAGAGUUGGCCCCACACAAGCCGCUUUCUAAGUUUUUGUGUGUCAAAGGAAUUGUCUUCUUUUGUUUUUGGCAGGGAAUUGUGCUUGAGAUUCUUGUUGCCCUCGGCAUAAUCAAAUCACAUCAUGUCUGGUUUGACGUGGAGCACAUUCAAGAAGCUCUUCAGAAUAUGUUAGUGAUGGUGGAGAUGGUUCUCUUCUCCUUCUUUCAGCAGCAUGCGUACACUGCUGCCCCUUACCGCAAGGUAGACAAGAAAGACUGAUGAAUUUGUUUAUCAAUACAGUACAGACUGGCAUUUUCUUUUGUAGUGUUACACCCACACAUUCUGCAGCGUCUUUCAUCAGCGCUUAUUCCAUCAUACAUUUUAUGAUCACGAGUGGAUUGUGAUUUCCAAUUUUCCAAUUUUAUAAUACCCAAACUCUUUUGAGAGUAAGGCUUGGAUGAUGAUGUUGUUCUAUGUAUCUGUGUUUGUGUGUAUAUAUAGAACCAGAACCAUUUUAGUAAACUACCCAUUCUAUAAUCUGUAUUGUUUACAUUAUCAUAAAUUACUAUAGAUAAGAAUAACAAUGGUGUGAAUUUCAAAAUAGUGGGACUGUUUUUUCUCCAAAUUAGGAGUAACUAUUGGCAUGCAUAAAUGAUAAAUGCAUUCAUGCUUGAAAAGUACUGUUAAUUAUGCAUUA